AUGGGGAGAACACUGUCAUAUGUACCUCCAAUUGAUAGAGAUGGUAAGAAAAUAGUUAAAUUGUGUGAGGAAGAUUUACAAUCCUUAGAGGAUUACUGGAAAAAUGCUUUAAUUGGCUAUAUAAUUGGAGAAAAUCCUUAUGAGAAAGCUAUGGAGAAUAUUGUGAUGAGUGUUUCGAACUGUGUUACAAAACCUCAGAUCCUAUUGCAUGCGGAGGGAUAUUGUAUUUUUCGAGUUAACACCAUAGCUGAUAGAGAUCCUGUCCUGCAAUCAGGACCUUACUCGUACAGGAACAAACCUAUGGUAUUGAAACUAUGGGAAAUUGAUUUUUCAUUCAAUAGUGAUGUUCUCAGUACAAUUCCUGUAUGGGUUAGGUUUCCUGGGCUGCCAGUGGGAUUUUGGUCGACCGAAGCUCUUAGCAAGAUGGCUAGUGCAAUUGGCAAACCACUGUACACUGAUAAGUUUACUGCUCACUUUGAGAAGAUUUCCUAUGCUAGAAUCCUUGUGGAAACAGAUGCUGCUUAUCCCUUACCAGAUCAGAUUGAGAUAGAAACACCUUGUGGUCCAAAGGUACAAGCGAUUGAGUAUGACUGGAAGCCUAGUUUCUGUAACGAUGCUUAA
Nicotiana attenuata is the source of this 621-nucleotide messenger RNA. RefSeq lists its product as uncharacterized. The transcript has a single exon. The coding region runs from base 1 to 621 and encodes 206 amino acids. NCBI's taxonomy places the organism in Eukaryota, Viridiplantae, Streptophyta, Magnoliopsida, Solanales, Solanaceae. The record is from RefSeq and is a predicted model, not a curated record.